CGCCAGUGCCGGCGCGGCCCCGGGCUCGAGGCGCCGGAGAAGCAGGAGAGGAGCGGCGGCCGGUCCCGGUGCCCCGCGGCAGGAGCAGGCGGAGCCAGGCUGCCCGGACAUAAGGGACAUUGUUGCUUGAUAGAAUGGAUGAACAAUCGCAAGGAAUGCAGGGGCCUACUGCUCCACCAUUUCAGCCACAGAAAGCCUUACGACCUGACAUGGGCUACAAUACGCUUGCCAAUUUUCGAAUAGAGAAGAAGAUUGGCCGUGGGCAGUUCAGUGAAGUUUACAGAGCUACCUGCCUGCUGGAUGGGGUACCAGUGGCUCUGAAGAAGGUUCAGAUAUUUGAUUUAAUGGAUGCCAAAGCCCGUGCUGACUGCAUCAAAGAAAUAGAUCUUCUUAAGCAACUGAAUCAUCCAAAUGUAAUCAAAUACUAUGCCUCAUUCAUUGAAGACAAUGAACUGAACAUAGUGUUGGAAUUAGCAGAUGCUGGAGAUCUUUCUAGAAUGAUAAAGCAUUUUAAGAAACAGAAGAGAUUGAUUCCUGAAAGAACAGUUUGGAAGUACUUUGUUCAGCUUUGCAGUGCCUUGGAACAUAUGCAUUCUCGACGUGUUAUGCAUAGAGACAUAAAGCCAGCAAAUGUGUUCAUUACAGCUACAGGAGUAGUAAAGCUGGGAGAUCUUGGCCUCGGUCGAUUUUUCAGCUCCAAAACCACAGCUGCACAUUCUCUAGUUGGUACACCUUAUUAUAUGUCUCCAGAGAGAAUACAUGAAAAUGGUUACAACUUCAAGUCUGACAUCUGGUCUCUAGGCUGUCUGCUGUAUGAGAUGGCUGCACUGCAGAGUCCCUUUUAUGGUGAUAAAAUGAACUUGUACUCUCUAUGCAAGAAGAUAGAACAGUGUGACUACCCACCUCUCCCUUCAGAUCACUAUUCAGAGGAACUGCGACAAUUAGUUAAUAUGUGCAUCAACCCGGAUCCGGAGAAGCGCCCCGACAUCACCUACGUGUACGAUGUAGCGAAACGCAUGCACGCGCACACCGCCAGCAGCUGAGCACAGAGAGCCCCAGCACGGAGCACCAGCAGCCAGGGGUCUGCAGAAAUCAUCCACCCCUCCGUGUGUUACACUCGUGUAAUUAUUUGAAGCUUACUGUUGUGCUUUGAAUUGUAAACCAAUUUAUAUACAAGCUUUGUUGUUUUCUGUUUCUCUGGAUUUUGUAUUUUUUACUAACUCGCAGCUGUACAACAGGUUUAAAUAUGUAAAGCGUGAUUUUAAGAUGCCGUGAAACCACUGUUUCCAUGUUAGUGGGUUCAAGUAUACUUUCUGUAAUAACAAAAUUGUAUUCGGUUGGGCCUCAGUUCUAAAACACAGUUGCACUUUUGCACAUGAUACAGAUAUUAGGCUUAUUAUCAAGAAGCAAAAUGUCUGAAUCUUUCAUCUUUUUAAUAAUUUAUGGAAAGUAUGAAUCAGCACAGUUAACUUUAUUUUAAUCUUUUUGUUCUGAGAGGAAUAUAAUUAUUACAGGAGUUUAUUGUAUUUUAUAUUGAGUUGUAGUUUGCAGUUCUUACUCUAAGAGUAGACAAGGAAUAGAAUUAGUUCUCUGCUUGCCAAAUGCAACGGAAAAAUAAUUUCAGGAAAAAUUGUCAUGGUAAAAUUUUGUAACGUCCCCUUUGGUUUUGUUAGUCUCUCAUAAUACACAAAACAUUUGUCGGAGGUUUUCUGGGAAAAUUUAAGGUGUUGAUUCAGCAGUCGGGUCCUUCUCAAUAGACUUGUGCAGCACUGCCCUGGGGCAAUGGGACUCUGCAUAGUUCACUCUUAAAAACAUGCAGAUGCUUCUUGUAGCCAAUAGGGUUCUUUUGUGGCUGUCCUUUGAGCAGGUCUGAUUAAAAGAUGUGAUCUUUAAGUUACAACUUCCCAACUGUUUGUGUAUAUGUCACUGUAGAUUUUUGUGUUUAAAAUAAUUUGAAUGACCUUACAGUAUAUUUAAAUUUUAAUUUUUUUUCUAAAUACUGAAAUAUUUUAGCAAAGAUAUAAUAGUCUAGGAUAACACAAAAUGUAUUCUGCUUAAAUAUAUGAUCUUUAUAUACUGUAUCCUGAGACUUAGUUUUAUAUUUAGCAGAAGUAAAUUACAGCUUUUAUAUUUAAAAGAAAGUUGCCACGCCUUAAUUUGGGAAAUAAUUAUAUAUGCAAACUCUCUUACAGAUACUUUAUUAGUUUAAAAGGAAAUGCUCAAUACUUUUGUUAGACAUUAGUGCCUUUUGUGGUGUGCUUAUAUAAUAUUUUUGUUGUUAAGGAAGUGAUGUGUCUUGUUUUUAAAUGUGGUAAAAAUGGAGAGUUUCAAGACUGAACUUUUUUUACAGAACUGUCAAAAGAUAAUUAGUAUCAGUGAUAGCAGCUAAGGAGCUGUUACUGUCAGUUAAGUCUUUUUCUUUAUGUGGAUAAAAAGUUAGUUCAAAUAAAAGCAGCAGCAUGUACAUACACAUAUAGGUUCUAGAUGCAGUCACAUCCCUGUAUGCUCAGAUUCUUUUUUGCUUGUUUGUUUCUCUGUGCAGCUGUAAUUUUUAUUUGAUAUAAUGUUCAAAGAAUAAAAAACUGUUUGUGGAGUUUGUGUUCACGGGAGGGUCAGGGUUGUUUUUAGUUUUGUAUUUUUUAAAAUUACAAAUACUAUGAAAAUUGUGUUUGAAAAAAAGGAGUUUUUGGAUGGUAUGUGCCAGAUCAUCAGCUUAUCUUAAUACAGACUUUAUUUAUAUUUUUGCUUCCAGGUUUUGUAGGACAAAUCUAUUGUUUUAUUUUAUCUCUAGUUUUAUUUCUCACUUCUGUGUGCACUCAACCUUAUAGAACUUCAGUGGAACAGUUUGUUGGAAAGAAGCAUUUGAGAAAUUUUUCGUUUGUGUUCAGCAGCCUCUAGAUUUGUUUUCACUUAUUAAAUGGUUAUAUAAUUUAAAACACAAUUGUUAUAUUCUGUAACAGUAUUUCACAUGUCAUAGAAUGAAAUGCUUUAUAUUGAAAAGGCAGCACAAUAUUUGCUUGACUGCCAGAAUUAGUUCUUAAUAUGCACAAGUACUCAAAUUUUUUUUUCUGAAACGUACUAGAACAUUUAAAAAUCACCAAAAAAACCCAAAUACAAUACAGGCUGUUUGCAUCUAAUAUUAUGCCUAAAGUAUUGAACUUUUUCUGCCAGAAACUGCUGAUAGAUGUCCCUCCCCUGGAAGGGUGUGUUGAGUAAAAGAAUCAUGAACUAAGAGUUAGCAAAUGUGCGUACUUGAGCAUUUGAAUUUUUUAGCAAUGUGGGGGUUUUAGUAUUUAUGAUAAAAUACUGUGCUGAGGAAAAGAAAUAGUUGUUCCUGACUUAAAAUCUGUGAAAUGAAUGAUGCAGUUGACUGUAAUUAAAAAGCCAAUGUGGGUUAAUAGAACUGCUCACAUAAGUGGAUAUUGUAGAAUCUCUCCCUAAAGUAAAGUAAUAUAUGAAAAUGGUAAGUCUUGUUAUAACACUCCAGUGUAUGCUCUGUGCUUAUAAACUAUUUUCUUUUGUAAACCACCAUCCUAUUUUUCAUAUGUUGAUAACAUUUGGCACUAUUUAUUUUGAGCUAUGGCAUUAUGUGUUUAUUUUCUUUAAAGAAAACAUGUAACAUUUCUACCCAAAAUGUCUGACUAGCUCCUCCUUUUAUUUCAGUAGUGCUUCAGUAUUAACUUGUGUCAAGAGUGAACUUUGUGCUUUGAAUGACAUUGCAUAAAAUCCCUUUGUCUCAAAAGCUCCCCUGCUUGUGCAGUAGUCAGAUAGAAAUAAAACAUACAGAUAUUCAAUGUCAUGUAAAAAUUA
Messenger RNA from Catharus ustulatus (Swainson's thrush), 3810 nucleotides. RefSeq names its product NIMA related kinase 7 (gene NEK7). The record is from RefSeq and is a predicted model, not a curated record. The transcript has 10 exons. NCBI's taxonomy places the organism in Eukaryota, Metazoa, Chordata, Aves, Passeriformes, Turdidae. Gene Ontology annotation, molecular function: protein kinase activity; ATP binding. Bases 135 to 1043 code for a protein of 302 amino acids. Gene Ontology annotation, biological process: protein phosphorylation.